Acanthamoeba castellanii str. Neff is the source of this 615-nucleotide messenger RNA. RefSeq names its product ganglioside gm2 activator precursor, putative. The transcript has 6 exons. The coding region runs from base 1 to 615 and encodes 204 amino acids. Gene Ontology annotation, molecular function: enzyme activator activity; lipid carrier activity. Gene Ontology annotation, cellular component: cytoplasmic side of plasma membrane. Lineage: Eukaryota; Discosea; Longamoebia; Acanthamoebidae. Gene Ontology annotation, biological process: ganglioside catabolic process; lipid transport. The record is from RefSeq and is a predicted model, not a curated record.
AUGAACAAGCUCCUCUACAUCAGCGUUUUUGUGCUCGCUCUCUGCGCUAUCGUGGUCACCGCCACUUCCUCGGAGGAGGAGAAGUUCACCCUCGAGCAGCUUCUCGCCCAGCCGCAGACCCUAGACAAGGCCAAGCUCACCGCCUUCUCCUACACGAACUGCGGCUCGGAGAGCGAUCCCUCGAAGCUGACGCAGCUCAACAUCUCGCCCGACCCCAUCAUGGUCGGCCAAGCCGUGAACAUCACCGCCAAGGGCUUCCUCAGCGCCAACAUCAGCAGCGGCGAGGGCUACACCAUGUCGCUCGAAAUCUACAAGAAAGUGUUCGGCGUUCCUAUUUACGUUCCCUGCGUAUCCAACGUCGGCAGCUGCACCUACGACCUGUGCGGCAUCCUGCCCCCGACCGCCAACUGCCCCCUCCAGCCCUGGGGAGUGCCCUGCUCCUGCCCUCUGGCUGCCGGCUCCUACCAGGUCCCGGUCCCCGGCUUUUCCUUCCCGUUCCCCAACCUCGGCAUCUCGUGGCUCCUCGACGGCGAAAUCCUUGUUAGCGUCACGCUCGCCGACAAGUCCGGCAGCCGCCUGGCCUGCUACAAGAUCGACGCCACCAUCUCGUCGUAA